Messenger RNA from Daphnia magna, 2410 nucleotides. Its product is annotated as RWD domain-containing protein 2A. Gene Ontology annotation, molecular function: protein binding. NCBI's taxonomy places the organism in Eukaryota, Metazoa, Arthropoda, Branchiopoda, Diplostraca, Daphniidae. The coding region runs from base 38 to 865 and encodes 275 amino acids. The transcript has 6 exons. The record is from RefSeq and is a predicted model, not a curated record.
UGUCACGUCAGAAAAAAAGUAAACAAAAAGAAACUUCAUGGAUUCAAACAAUCAUGUAGAAAAUUGUAUAGAGCUACAACUCUCCGAGUUUGAAAUGCUGGGGUCUAUGUUUCCAAACAUGGGAGAACUUGAGCUCACCGAUCCCGGAGUUAUUUCCGAUUUACAAGACUUUUUAGCGGGGAGACUGCCAAGAGAUAAGAUAUCAAAGCUCGAGUACAACAUCAAUCUCACUAUAAUGGAGGCAAAAGUUAUCAUAAGUGUAGCACUUCCUGACACAUACCCAGAUACUUCAGCCCAAAUAUCUGUGCACAGUGGGCAUCUAGGAAGAAGCAAGCACAGUGAGAUAAACUUGGACCUCAGGAAUUUUCAACGAACAAUGGACCCAGGAUCAAUUUACAUUGGUUCAGUAGUUGAGUGGGUACAGGAGAAAUUUCCAGAUUACUUGUCUUUCAUAGAGGAAAAUGUUUUGGCACCAAUUAUGGAAACUGAAGAUAAGAGAACUUUCCGCAUGUGGAUACAUUCUCAUCACAUCUACAGUAAGACAAAGAUGAAAAAUAUAGAAGAAUGGGCUAGAGAACUAAACCUCAAUGGAUUUUUCCUGCCUGGAAAGCCUGGUUUCAUUUGUGUUGAGGGACUUGAAAAAAAUUGCAACAUUUGGUGGCAAAGGGUCCGAGCUAUGAAUUGGCAGAGGAUAUCCUGCAAGCUGGAAGAACAUGACGAAGUUCAAAAAUUUCGAACCUUUUCUAAUAUUGCAAAUAUCAAAGCUGCACCUGACUCAUCAGGCAUGAAAGCAUUCUUAAACUACUUGGAGGAACAUCAUAGCUCACAUGUUUUCAAAGAAUAUUUUGGCUUUGAUGGCAAAUAAAUAUUUUGUUCCACAGUCUUUAAGUACUCACCACUAUGAUCUUGUUGUAGUUUCUCAAAAUCGAUUUGCCUGUGGGUUCGGGUAUGAUGCAGUUUCUUCACCUGUUCUGCCACUGAUGGAAAGGAAAAAGUGCCAAACUUUUCAGAACCUAUCGAUUUAAAAUAAAUCAUAAGACUUGAUAUAAAUAUUGCCCAUUUACUAUUCAAUGCAACAACAGGAAAUACCUUUAAUUGCAUCACUUGAACUUGGCCUUAGAUGGCUUUGACUUAAACAUGACACAAUACAACACAAAAUAGGUAGUGCAGAAUAAAGCAGGGCCUUGGAAAAGGCUUUGACCAUGUUGAGACCACUUCCCUGUUAUAUGGCAGUAAAAUUUCAUUAACCAGACAACCAUGAAUCUAGUAAUGUAUUGACAUGAUUGAAUAAUUAAAACACCCACCUUGUUGUAAAUUUUUUCCUCAGCCGUCAGCUGCCGAAACCUGUAUCGAAGUGAAGAUGGCAAGAAACUGGCUAAAAAUUUCGAGAGGGCGAGUUUAUUCUACUGAAUACGACCAGACACGAGCUCGCGACACGUUUUGACACCCAUCCCCCAUCCCUUCAUCUACUCCAUUUUUUCCCCUUCCUCCUGGAGAAUUUUUACUUGUGUAAAUAGAAUUAAAUUUUAACGUGGUAGUGGAAUACUGAUACUUUCAUAACCUAAAAUAUGCACGGAAGAAAAAAAAAAGUGCUGUGAAUGAUGGUAGGAAAAUGAAUUAAGAUCUAACACAAAGUGGUAGUGAUCGCCAUGUGGAAACACUAAGGUAAAAAUCGACGUUGUUCAACCAGCAAUAUUGGCCAGCUUCUCAGGUGACUUUCAGUUCAACACAAAUUAUCGACCACGCGUUAAGAGUCAGCAUAUCAAUUUCCUUACGAAAUAUUAUUUUCUUCACUUGUUUUUUUUUGUUUUCGUUCUAAAACUUGUGUGAUACGGAAGUGAUCCCGUCAAGAAACAGAAAGCUUGACUUAAGCAAGCAAAUGAGACCAAAAGAACUGCUUUUUUCUUCCAUCUGACAUUGUUUUCCGUGCUCGCAACCAUACUUUCGAACCCAAUACCCCUCUGGAAAUUCAAUAUGUAUUCAUUAACCUCUAGAGGCUUCUUCAUCUGAUAUUCUGAAAAUGUCUCUAACUGGUUUACAUUUCUAGAUCAGCUCACAAAAAUUAAUAAGAUAGUAAGGUCCGCUAAUUCGACCAACAACUGGUUAUGGAAAAUGAGGUUAUGCGGGUUGUACGCUAAGGAAGGCAAACAUCGAAAAUGCGUGCAUGUAUGGCAUUGUUCCAACUCGGUGGCCUUAUUCUUCUUCUUAUAAAAGAGCUCGUUGUAGAUGUGAACUUGUACAGAUUCUUAAAAGCUGUUUCCCUGUGUGCAUCAAUUCUGGUUUAUGGUAACCACUUAACGGGAUUUUUACUUUAAAAAAAAUGAGACUCCCUUUUGUUCUGGCUGUUUUUGCGAUGGUCUUCACUGUCAUCAACUGCUAUUCCGAUGAAGAGGCCUGGAACGAUUACAAG